CGAGUACAUUUGAGUACAACGUGAGUCUGGAGGAGUUUAUGAAAAUAUUUCACGAUGAAAGUCGAGGUGUCCACAGCUGUGCACUUUAUUUCCACCUUAUUGAGAGGAAAAAGACUUCUGUCUGAAGAACAACUCCAACGCUUCAGCCAUUCUUUGCAAGAGGCUUUAGGAGCGCAUUACCAGCACCACUGGUUCCCUGACGCACCCUUUAAAGGUUCAGGAUAUCGCUGUAUCCGGAUCAACCACAAGAUGGACCCGCUUUUAGGGAGGGUUGCUCACGCCAUCGGCCUUAGCAAGGAGCGGCUCUGCCACCUGCUGCCAAGAGAACUUACUAUGUGGGUCGACCCCUACGAAGUGGCCUACCGUAUAGGGGAGAAUGGAUCCAUAGGCGUUCUGUAUGAAGCCACGCCUCCGCUAGAGACUCAUCUGAACUCUGUGGACAAUUUUAAACCAACUGUGAAUCAGUGA
This is a messenger RNA of Clarias gariepinus (North African catfish), 468 nucleotides long. RefSeq names its product protein BTG1-like. The transcript is spliced from 3 exons. Gene Ontology annotation, cellular component: nucleus; cytoplasm. The coding region runs from base 55 to 468 and encodes 137 amino acids. The record is from RefSeq and is a predicted model, not a curated record. Lineage: Eukaryota; Metazoa; Chordata; Actinopteri; Siluriformes; Clariidae. Gene Ontology annotation, biological process: negative regulation of mitotic cell cycle; negative regulation of cell population proliferation.